CAGCGGAUUGACCAUGUGGUCGCCAGGACCCGCCACGAUCAGCCAGAAGCUUACCACGCUGAAGGCUGACGUCUGCAAGUUGCAGCAGCACCCACCAGGUGGCAGCGACCAGUGACCGUACAAGAUGGCGAACUUCAACAUCAAGAAGUUCAACGACUACCACAAGCAAGACCCACUGGCUUGGUGGCAAGGGUUCACUACCGCCAUCGACAUCCACCGCGUGCCCGACCAGUUGAGGAUAGCGGCACUCUCCAUCAAUGUGACCGGCGCAUGUCAAAUUUGGCUCAACCACUGGGCAACACGCGAGGAGGUGACAAUGGCGAGCCUGCACGCCAAGAUCCCGUGGGAAGAUCUCACUGCCAAAUGGAAGAAGUGGUUCAUCGUCGACAACGCCAAAGCAUGUGCAGUGAACCAGAUCUUCCGUAUUUUCCAAGGGACCCAACCUUCGCGAGAGUGGUUGACCGAAUGGCAGAAGAUGGUUGCCACCCUCGGCUUGAACGUGGCGUUCGAGCAUAUGAAGUGCGAAUUCUUCGUCCGAUCGGUUGACUCCUUGAGCUCGGCCCUUGGGGAUGAGGACGAGUACGAGGACUUUGACGCAAUCAUCGACCGUGCUCGGCCAAUCAUCCAAACCAAUUGGCGUGUGGCUAACGACAGACAAGGGCAGCCAAUUUUUGUGGAGAAAGGAAAGGGGCAACGGACGCAGCCCUUUGCUGCAGUCCAAUCCAAUGGACCAAGUGAAGACCUGACAUUGACUUCAGCGUCAAGUGAAGUAGACCAAGUCAAUGCUCUUCCGCCGCGAAGCACCAACUCAAGAAAGAAAAAGGCGAAAACCGCGUCGAUGACGGAAGCUGGACAGCCGAAGAAGCCUUGGGUGAAGUUCGGCCUCACCGAGGAGCAAUUCAAACCGCUUAUGUUCGCUGAUGAUCUCGCGGGAGGAGCCAAGUAUUUUGUGGAGGUGGAAGGAAAGGUGGUCAUGGAUGGGAUCCUUCGGCGAAUCUCAAGUGGCGAGCGAGUGGGUGAUCAAGCCACACCUUUGGGUGCCUACAUGAAACAGGCGGGCAUCAUGUCACAUGCCUCCAACUUGCUUGUGCUCCCAGAUGGAGAGUUACUCUGUGUCUGGUUUAGUGGGGAGGUGGAAGGAGGGAAUGCGGUUGCCAUAGUCAUCUCCCGACUUCCACUGGGGUCAAUGAAAUGGAGCGAUCCGGUUGUUGCAUCCAAGGAGAUAGGGCGGUCAGCGCAAAACCCUGUUUUGUUCUUUGACCGGAGUUUUGAUAGAGCAGGAAAGUCACAGACGGCGAAGGAAGAAGAGAAGACAGGCAAAAAGAGACAUGGUGGUAUAUUGACUCUCCUUCACACAUCACAGGUUUACCCAUACUGGUGGUAUGGAGAUAAGAACAUCAUUCAGAUUCUCUAGCAAUUUGUGGGUACCCUUCAUCUCGUUCCGAAGGUCUCUUGCCGUC
Molecule: messenger RNA, 1460 nt
Organism: Chara braunii
Lineage: Eukaryota; Viridiplantae; Streptophyta; Charophyceae; Charales; Characeae
Source: the annotation of a GenBank genome assembly